AUGUUGAAUUUAUUCUUCUUGUUUAAAUGCAGUAAAACAGAGGAAAAGAAGACAGAGAACGAGCGUGAAGGAUACCCAGUGGACGCUUUUCAAGAAUUCAAGAAGAACGACCAGAAAAAUGAUACAGGAUUCCAUUCCACUGGUAGCUAUGAUCGUAUUCUAGGUGAAGGUCAAGAUGAUGUCAAUACUGCUGAAAGAUUGCCAGGUUCUUACGAUGCUUCUACUGCUGGUAAGAAUGCUACUUCAACAAGCACUACCAAGCCAGUGCAGUCCGAUUUGGGUCAGUCUAGAACACAAAAGACUCACCAGCCAGUUCAGACCGACUUCGGUCAGUCUAGGACACAACAGACUUCUCAGCAUGGUCGUGAUAACGAUCCAGAGAACGUCUCUGGUAUGUACAACAUGAACCUAGGUGAAAAGACCAACAUUACAACUGGUCAAACUAAGGGCGGGCACAGAGUUGAUCAGCCGUUGGAAUCGUACAUUCCUGGUGUUGGUCGCUCCAACAAGGCCUCGGAAGCUAUGUUCCCACAUACUUCCGAAACGCAAGGUGGUCACCAUAUUUCGCAUAAGGAUGAUAAACCUUUGGAAUCCUACAUUCCCGGUGUUGGUAGAAAUAACCAUCCAACAGAACAUGCUGCGGCACAGCAAGGUAACGUAGGUCACGCUGAGUCCCAUCAGGCUCGCUCCGGCAACUACUCGGAGCCUCAUCUUGGUAAAAAUGUGACCGAACAGCAUCAAUCGAAGAACCAUACUUCCACACCUCAUAUUCCAGGUACAGGUGUGAUUACCGAACCUUCACAACCAAUGUCGAAGCAAAAGUAUGAUCCUAAACAGAACACGGCUUACAAGAUGGACCCUCAACAGACCCCACACUUGACUCAAAAGACUGCUAUGCCAGGAUUUAACUACGGUAACAAGACGAAUGCAGCAGGCGGUACUGACACGAUUGAUCGCGCUAGUGUUCCCAAGCCAGCACACUUGAAUCCAAGUCCCGACUCUGGUGCUAAUGCACCUGUUCGUCGUGACUCAAGGACAGUUAACCAGUUCCAUGAGCCUGAUUCUCAACGUGGCCCCUCCCAACAUGUGGUUAGGGAGGAAAAAGAAACAGUGAUUGAUUUCCCUGCUCACUCUUAUGAUGCCGGUAAGGGAGAAGGGCAACAAAAGCACUCGACGUUGGAUCCAAACGCGGGCAAUUUCGGACAGGAAGCUAAGCACCAUCACCAAAUCCCUGAGGAACGCGAACCUACUCAAAAGAAGACAGGCAUCUUCGGACAUGAAUCUCAUGGUUCCCAACAUGGAAAGCAGGCACCCGCUCAUGAAGCUAGAGAGGCGGGCGUCUUCGGACACGAGUCUCACGGCACUCAGCAUGAGAAAGCUCAUGAUUUGGGUAGAGAGCCUGAGGGCAAGAAGACCAAUGUCUUCGGGCAUGAAUCUCACAUUCAGAGAGAUACUAAAGGCGCUGAUUUGAAUGCUAGUGAGAAAUCUCCAAAAUCAGGUCCAACUUUGUUCGGCAAGACCAUCAACUUUGGCGGGUCUCACAAGGAUGACACCCACAGGGAUACUACCCAUAAGGAUGCCUCCCAUAAGGCUGGAACUGGCAAUACAGCUACAAAGAUUGGUCAUGUGAAUACUCCAAAUGUUGAGAGUAAGCAUCUUCCUUCCAAGGUUGCUACUAUGGAAGAUCAGCCAGUUAAGUCUUCAACCGGACAUGAAGGUUUAACUAAGAACAGAACCAAGAGUAUUGGUUCCGAAGAAGCUGGGUCGUAUGCUCGCGAAGUUGGUAACCAUCCUAGUUUAGUCGACCCACGUCUUCCAACUUACCGUGAAAAGGAUGAGACUUUUAGCCCAGCAGAUCGUGAGAGUGGUGACUAUAAGAAGGAGACUUUUACCUCAGCUGGUCAUGGCAGUGGUGACCACCACAAGGAUACUUUCACCUCAAGUGGUCAUGGCAGUGGUGACCACCACAAGGAUACUUUCACCUCAAGUGGUCAUGGCAGUGGUGACCACCACAAGGAUACUUUCACCUCAAGUGGUCAUGGCAGUGGUGACCACCACAAGGAUACUUUCACCUCAACUGGUCAUGGCAGUGGUGACCACCACAAGGAUACUUCUUCCUCAACUGGUUACGGCAGUGGUGGCCACCAGAAGGAUACUUCUACCUCAACUGGUCAUGGCAGUGGUGACCACCAGAAGGAUACUUUUACACCAGCUGGUCUUGGUAGUGGUGACUAUAAGGUCACCACCAAAGAAACAACUUACACCAGAAAGUUUCGGUUGGCGAUGAAGCGAACCAGUCUCGUGGUGAACAACAUCAUGGUGAACAACACAUGUCCCCCCAACCACCAAUCGAGGAAGGUAGAGGGGAGCAUACCUACUCAUAUCAGCCUGAAUCUGUCCCACGUUCUCAUUCGAAGGAACAAGAACAACAUGCACCUCAAGGGGAACAUGAGGAACAUUCCAAUCCUGGCCUAA
Messenger RNA from Torulaspora delbrueckii, 2475 nucleotides. It is a transcript of the gene HBT1, whose product is annotated as Hbt1p. Lineage: Eukaryota; Fungi; Ascomycota; Saccharomycetes; Saccharomycetales; Saccharomycetaceae. The coding region runs from base 1 to 2475 and encodes 824 amino acids. The transcript has a single exon. The record is from RefSeq and is a predicted model, not a curated record.